AUGGAUGAAGGCUACAAGGAUGAAGCCCACACGGGUGAAAGUCACGAGCAUGAAGGUCAUGAAGAUGAUGAACACAAGGAAGAAAGCCACACGGAUGAAGCCCCAAAGGAUGAAGGCCACACGAAUGAAGGCCACACGGAUGAAGGCCACACGGAUGAAGGCCACACGGAUGAAGGCCUCACGGAUGAAGGCCAAACGGACGAAGACCAUAUGGAAAAAUGUUACAUGGAAAAAGACCUCAAGGAUGAAGGCCACACGGACAAAGGCCACAUGGACUUUGGCAACAAGGAUGAUGACAAUACGGAUGAAGGCUUGUAG
This is a messenger RNA of Procambarus clarkii (red swamp crayfish), 318 nucleotides long. The record is from RefSeq and is a predicted model, not a curated record. NCBI's taxonomy places the organism in Eukaryota, Metazoa, Arthropoda, Malacostraca, Decapoda, Cambaridae.